This is a messenger RNA of Brachypodium distachyon (stiff brome), 841 nucleotides long. Its product is annotated as RNA polymerase II transcriptional coactivator KIWI. Gene Ontology annotation, cellular component: transcription regulator complex; nucleus. The transcript has 4 exons. The record is from RefSeq and is a predicted model, not a curated record. Bases 180 to 509 code for a protein of 109 amino acids. Gene Ontology annotation, molecular function: transcription coactivator activity; DNA binding. Lineage: Eukaryota; Viridiplantae; Streptophyta; Magnoliopsida; Poales; Poaceae. Gene Ontology annotation, biological process: positive regulation of transcription initiation by RNA polymerase II.
UCCAUCAGAACCAAAAACUACCUUAAAGAACGGGCUACCAGACAGUCCUUCGUUCAAAGGCUUGAAGCGGCGGUUCGAGCGCGACACCCGAAAAGUUGCCCAUAGACAUCGGUUUGAGGAUUUGCCUUCUCCGCUUCUUCUUGCGGUUUUCAAUCACCCGUGCGAGGAGAUUCAGGGAGAUGUGGCGCAAGGGCAGCAAGCGCAGCAAGCGCUUCGGUGGCGGCGGCGCCGGGGGCGAGCCGCCGGCCAAACGCCAGGCUGCCGGGAAGGAAACCCCCUCCGAGGACGCCGACGACAGCACCGUCGUUGCUCAGAUAUCGAAGAACAAGAGGGUGUCCGUGAAGAGCUGGAACGGCAAGGUCAUGGUCGACCUUCGAGAGUUCUACGUCAAGGACGGCAAGGACCUCCCCACCCGCAAAGGUAUAUCGCUUCCAAUAGAUCAGUGGAAAAUACUAAAGGACAACAUCAAGGCUAUAGACGAGGCCGUCAAGGAGAAGGAGAACAAAUGAUUGAAGAAGCGGUCGACGAGAUAGUGUUGGGCAAACAUUUGCUCAUUCGCUGCUCAAGCAUGCAGUAGUAGUCUAGUUCUGUCUUUGGUUAAACCUUACCUGGAAUGCUGGACUUUCUGUAGGCUGUAACCACCUCUGUCGUGAAGGUGGCCUCGUAGCAUAACGGUUUAGCUUAGUACUAGUAGUACUUUUUAUGCCCUCUGUGGUCUUUAGUAUGGUCAUCCAGGUAUGUGACUUUGUGCUUCGUUCUAGCUGGAGAAGAUGUCUAAAUGGCUUCUUGUUGCCACAUGGUUUUCUCUGCUAAAUGAAUCCUGCUGACGCCCUUUGCUUAA